AGGCAGUUGUGGUUAAAGGCAAAGGACAACAUGCAAGAGCUGGCGAUAGCAGGCAGCAUGGCGACGCGGCGGUGGGCGUGCGGCGGCGUCCUGGCGGGCGCGAUCCUGCUCCUGACGGCGCGGCGCUCCGCAGCAGCGCCUGUUUUCGAGCACGACGUCCCCCACACGCAAGUCGGCGAGUACUACCUGCCACCGGACACCAACGGCUGCUACUACAACUUCGAGCACUACAACGAGGGCGACCGCAUCACGACAAACGAGCCGUGCCUGAACUGCACGUGCCACAACCGCAUGCUCAUGUGCUACCUGAGGGUGUGCCCCUUCUCCAAGGCCAUCGGGCAGGACUGCACUAUCGAGAAGAAACCAGACCAGUGCUGUCCUAUCAUCACCUGCCCUGAAGUGCCAGUGGAGAUUGUGACCAGUUCCACCACGACCGUCGCCCCGACGACUGCCCUCGGUCCCCACCGCGCCCACUACACCAACUGCAGCAAGGCACUGGGCCACCUGGACAACUACGGGUGCACCAUCGAGGGCACCUUCUACACGGACGGAACACAGGUGCCUGGCAACCCGAGCAAGCCAUGCGAGCUGUGUUACUGCAUCCGCAACAGGACGGCGUGCGUCAUGCAAGAGUGCACGCUCCACGUGGAGGGAUGCACACCCGUGUACGAGGAGGGCGUGUGCUGUCCCGUUCGCUAUGACUGCAAUUGCGAGGAGACGCCAGCGCUGCUCCCCACCGAGCCUCCGCCGACCACGUACCGCCCGACCACGCCCGGCCUGGUCUUCUCCACCACGCCCGGCCCGCUCGACUGCAAGCACGACGGCGAGACGGUGGCUGACGGCACCCGCAUCACCACGGAGGAGCCGUGCGAGCACUGCUACUGCAUGCGCGGGGACAUCGUGUGCGCGGUGCAGGAGUGCGGCAAGCCGCUCGAGAAGGAGGGGAGGAACUGCACGGCGCUUCCGCCCGCGCCCGGACGGUGCUGCCCGGAGCAGUACCAGUGUGAGUCAGACAAGCCUGAAUCCUCGAAGGAAAGGCAGAAUCGCAAACAUGAAAAUGAGAAUGGAACAUUACCAUUUGAUAUACUGUCCCAACAAGGAGAGAAUGCAACCACAGUGAAUCCUUUACAUGAAUCAAAAUUAACCACAAAGCAACACACAUUAACACCAGAACAAAAUAUGGCCACUGAAAACAUUAAACUACAGCAUGAAACUAUGACUCAUGGACCAAUAACAUCUACAACAAAUGAGUACAUGUUACCACAUUCGUCUAAGGGCGAAAAGGAAAUAUUAACAACAACAGGGCAAAUCACAGAAGGAAUUGAAAUGUCUCCAACAACAAUAAGGCAUGAUGUGACCAGUGGUGCAGUACCAAUUUUGCACGAGCAAACAAGUGAAAAUGUAUUCCAAACUCUUGAAACUAUAAUACCAGAAACAGAAAAUGUUAUGGAAACUAAGAAACAAGAAUAUUUUCCUGUGACAGAACCAAUAAGCCAAGGGUACAGCACUGAAAAAUUUAAUACAGGAAUACCAUUCAUUACAAAACAACCAGAACUAGAAUAUAAUACAGAAUAUAUAUCAGAGAAACAAAAUGGUAAAACUAAAAGUCCUUCAAAUGAAAACAAUAAAGAAACAACUAUAGGUACCACUAGUACAGAACCCCAUGGACAAACUACAAACAAAUACCUUGAGGCUGAAAAUACAGAGGCACCAGUUAUAACACACACAUUUGCAGUAGAACACAGCACAAAACAAGAAAACGAGGAAGAAAAACCAGUCAGAACAACUGUGCCUACCCAAGAAUAUAUCACCACACCUGCGACAAUUUCUACAUCUAGUUCGGAGGAAGGAAUUAUAAAGGAACAAACUACAGAGAUCAAACCUGAAGAGGUGACAGUCCCUACUGAACAAGAAAAGGAAUAUGGCACUGAAUCCACCAAACUAGAAGUACCUGAAAUCACACAAAAACCUGAAAUAGAGCACAACACACAAUAUCAGGAGGAAGAAAAACCAGCCGGAACAACUGUGCCUAUCCAAGAACACAUUACCACACCUGCCAAAAUUUCUACAUCCAGUUCAGAGAAAGGAAUUAUAAAGGAACAAACUACAGAGAUCAAACCUCAAGAGGUGACUGCUCCUUCUGAAAAAGAAAAGGAGUAUGGCACUGAAUCCUCCAAACUAGAAGAACCUGAAAUUACACCACUACCUGAAAUAGAGCACAGCACACUAUACAAAGAGGAAGAAAGACCAGUCGGAACAACUGUGCCUACCCAAGAAUAUAUCACCACUCCAGCCAAAAUUUCUACAUCUAGUUCUGAGGAAGGAAUUAUAAAGGAACAAACUACAAAGAUCAAACCUGAAGAGGUGACUGCUCCUACUGAACAAGAAAAGGAGUAUGGCACUGAAUCCUCCAAACUAGAAGAACCUGAAAUAACACAAAAACCUGAAAUAGAGCACAACACAAAAUCUCAAGAGGAAGAAAAACCAGCCAGAACAACUGUGCCUACCCAAGAAUAUAUCACAACACCAGCCACAAUUUCUACAUCUAGUUCUGAGGAAGGAAUUAUAAAGGAACAAACUACAGAGAUCAAAAAUGAAGAGGUGACUGCUCCUACUGAACAAGAAAAGGAAUAUGGCACUGAAUCCUCCAAACUAGAAGUACCUAAAAUCACACAAAAACCUGAAAUAGAGCACAAAACACAAUAUCAGGAGGAAGAAAAACCAGCCGGAACAACUGUGUCUAUCCAAGAACACAUUACCACACCUGGCAAAAUUUCUACAUCCAGUUCAGAGGAAGCAAUUAUAAAGGAACAAACUACAGAGAUCAAACCUGAAGAGGUGACUGCUCCUUCUGAAAAAGAAAAGGAGUAUGGCACUGAAUCCUCCAAACUAGAAGAACCUGAAAUUACACAACUACCUGAAAUAGAGCACAGCACACUAUACAAAGAUGAAGAAAGACCAGUCGGAACAACUGUGCCUACCCAAGAAUAUAUCACCACUCCAGCCAAAAUUUCUACAUCUAGUUCUGAGGAAGGAAUUAUAGAGGAACAAUCUACAGAGAUCAAACCUGAAGAGGUGACUGCUCCUACUGAACAAGAAAAGGAGUACGGCACUACUGAAGCCCUAAAACAUGGAUCAUCUGGAACUACACAACAACCUGAAAUAGAGCAUAUCACACAAUACAAAGAGGAAGAAACACCAGUCGGAACAACUGUGUCUACCCAAGAAUAUAUCACCACUCCUGCCAAAAUUUUUACAUCUAGUUCUGAGGAAGGAAUUAUAAAGGAACAAACUACAGAGAUCAAACCUGAAGAGGUGACUGUUCCUUCUGAAAAAGAAAAGGAGUAUGGCACUGAAUCCUCCAAACUAGAAGUACCUGAAAUCACACAAAAACCUGAAAUAGAGCACAACACACAAUAUCAAGAGGAAGAAAAACCAGCCGGAACUACUGUGCCUACCCAUGAAUACAUUACCACACCUGCAAAAAUUUCUACAGCUAGUUCUGAGGAAGGAAUAAUAAAGGAACAAACUACAGAGAUCAAACCUGAAGAGGUGACUGCUCCUAAUGAACAAGAAAAGGAGUAUGGCACUGAAUCAUCCAAACUAGAAGAACCUGAAAUUACACAACAACCCGAAAUAGAGCUCAGCACACAAUACAAAGAGGAAGAAAGACCAGUUGGAACAACUGUGCCUACCCAAGAAUAUAUCACAACAACUGCCAAAAGUUCUACAUCUAGUUCUGAGGAAGGAAUUAUAAAGGAAAUAACUACAGAGAUCAAACCUGAAGAGGUGACUGCUCCUUCUGAAAAAGAAAAGGAGUAUGGCACUGAAUCCUCUAAACUAGAAAAACCUGAAAUUACACAACAUGAAAUAGAGCACAUCACACCAUACAAAGAGGAAGAAAGACCAGUCGGAACAACUGUGCCUACCCAAGAAUAUAUCACCACAACUGCCAAAAUUUCUACAACUAGUUCUCAGGAAGGAAAUAUAAAGGAACAAUCUACAGAGAUCAAACCUGAAGAGGUGACUGCUCCUACUGAACAAGAAAAGGAGUACGGCACUACUGAAGCCCCAAAACUAGGAUCAUCUGGAACUACACAACAACCUGAAAUAGAGCAUAUCACACAAUACAAAGAGGAAGAAACACCAGUCGGAACAACUGUUUCUACCCAAGAAUAUAUUACCAUACCUGCCAAAAUUUCUACAUCUAGUAUUGAGGAAGGAAUUAUAAAGGAAAUAACUACAGAGAUCAAACCUGAAGAGGUGACUGCUCCUUCUGAAAAAGAAAAGGAGUAUGGCACUGAAUCCUCCAAACUAGAAGAACCUGAAAUUACACAACUACCUGAAGUAGAGCACAGCACACUAUACAAAGAGGAAGAAAGACCAGUUGGAACAACUUUGCCUACCCAAGAAUAUAUCACCACUCCUGCCAAAAUUUCUACAUCUAGUUUGGAGGAAGGAAUUAUAAAGGAACAAACUACAGAGAUCAAACCUGAAGAGGUGACUGCUCCUUCUGAAAAAGAAAAGGAGUAUGGCACUGAAUCCUCCAAACUAGAAGAACCUGUAAUUACACAACUACCUGAAAUAGAGCAUAGCACACUAUACAAAGAGGAAGAAAGACCAGUCGGAACAACUGUGCCUACCCAAGAAUAUAUCACCACUCAUGAAAUCACACAAAAACCUAAAAUAGAGUACAACACACAAUAUCAAGAGGAAGAAAAACCUGCCGGAACUACUGUGCCUACCCAUGAAUACAUUACCACACCUGUCAAAAUUUCUACAGCUAGUUCUGAGGAAGGAAUUAUAAAGGAACAAACUACAGAGAUCAAACCUGAAGAGGUGACUGCUCCUUCUGAAAAAGAAAAGGAGUAUGGCACUGAAUCCUCCAAACUAGAAGAACCUGAAAUUACACAACUACCUGAAAUAGAGCACAGCACACUAUACAAAGAGGAAGAAAGACCAGUCGGAUCAACUUUGCCUACCCAAGAAUAUAUCACCACUCCUGUCAAAAUUUCUACAUCUAGUUUGGAGGAAGGAAUUAUAAAGGAACAAACUACAGAGAUCAAACCUGAAGAGGUGACUGCUCCUUCUGAAAAAGAAAAGGAGUAUGGCACUGAAUCCUCCAAACUAGAAGAACCUGUAAUUACACAACUACCUGAAAUAGAACACAGCACACUAUACAAAGAAGAAGAAAGACCAGUCGGAACAACUGUGCCUACCCAAGAAUAUAUCACCACUCAUGAAAUCACACAAAAACCUGAAAUAGAGCACAACACACAAUAUCAAGAGGAAGAAAAACCUGCCGGAACUACUGUGCCUACCCAUGAAUACAUUACCACACCUGCAAAAAUUUCUACAGCUAGUUCUGAGGAAGGAAUUAUAAAGGAACAAACUACAGAGAUCAAACCUGAAGAGGUGACUGCUCCUUCUGAAAAAGAAAAGGCGUAUGGCACUGAAUCCUCCAAACUAGAAGAACCUGUAAUUACACAACUACCUGAAAUAGAGCACAGCACACUAUACAAAGAGGAAGAAAGACCAGUCGGAACAACUGUGCCUACCCAAGAAUAUAUCACCACUCAUGUAAUCACACAAAAACCUGAAAUAGAGCACAACACACAAUAUCAAGAGGAAGAAAAACCUGCCGGAACUACUGUGCCUACCAAUGAAUACAUUACCACACCUGCCAAAAUUUCUACUGCUAGUUCUGAGGAAGGAAUUAUAAAGGAAAUAACUACAGAGAUCAAACCUCAAGAGGUGACUGCUCCUUCUGAAAAAGAAAAGGAGUAUGGCACUGAAUCCUCCAAACUAGAAGAACCUGAAAUUACACAACUACCUGAAAUAGAGCACAGUACACUAUACAAAGAGGAAGAAAGACCAGUCGGAACAACUGUGCCUACCAAAGAAUAUAUCACCACUCCUGUCAAAAUUUCUACAUCUAGUUCUGAGGAAGGAAUUAUAAAGGAACAAACUACAGAGAUCAAACCUGAAGAGGUGACUGCUCCUACUGAACAAGAAAAGGAAUAUGGCACUGAAUCCUCCAAACUAGAAGUACCUGAAAUCACACCAAAACCUGAAAUAGAGCAUAACACACAAUAUCGAGAGGAAGAAAAUUCAGCCGGUACAACUGUGCCUAUCCAAGAAUACAUUACCACACCUGCCAAAAUUUCUACAUCCAGUUCAGAGGAAGGUAUUAUAAAGGAACAAACUACAGAGAUCAAACCUGAAAAGGUGCCUGCUCCUACUGAACAAGAAAAGGAGUAUGGUACAGAAACUUCUAAACUAGAAGUACCAGAAACUACAUUAAAACCGGAAAUAGAAUACAGCACACAAAUUGUUAAAGAUGAGACUCCUUCAGAUGAAGAGCAGUUUACAAAUACCAAAAGACCUGAAGCUAUGGCAACAGAACCCUUAAUGGCUGAGGCGCCUGAGACAACUACCCUCCCAGGUUACUUCUACCCACAUCCACCUCAGAGCUCUAACUUCCCACCUGGCCCAUUGGGAAUUGUGCCUACCACUGUUCAACCUGAGCAAGGAAUAGUACCAGGCGAAGGUAAUUGUUUACUCGAAGGGACCACAUACAAAAACAAUUCUGCGAUCCCUCCCGCAAAUGUUUGCCAUGAGAGUUGCCGUUGUGUGAGCAGCAUCAUUCAGUGUGAACACAUCACCUGCCCACCUCUGCCACACAACUUCACCAACUGCGUACCUGUUCAAAGGCCCAACGAAUGCUGCCCUACAUACAUCUGUGAUGAGAAAAAUAAAAUAGAACUGGAAAUGGAAAAUCAAGUUAUGGAAAAAGUAACUACAACUCAGACACCAUUUCCAGAAAAACCACAAGGAGCAGAGGAAGGGACAAAGAAAAUACUUAGUUCAACUACAACAGAACAUUUAGAAAAUAAAAAAUCAGAGCACAUGACAACCUUAUCAGAAAUACAGACCCAAGCACCAGGUGUAUCACAAACAAUAACAUCUGAACUUCCCAAGGCAGCAGAGGGACCAGGUGCAACUACUUCGAAAGUGGUUGAACACAUUACUGAAGCUGGUGUGCAAAAAAUUACUUCUGCUUCAACAGAAGCCCAGGCACCUGGUGCAUAUCCCACAGACGUUUCUGGAGUAUCCAAAGAAGAAGGACCUGGAGCCACAACAUCUAAAGUUCAAGAAGAAUACACUGAAACAAUUAGGCCAGAAGAAACACCAUCCACUAAUGAGGCUCAACAGCAUGGUGUUACGUUACCAGAAGGUGCACAAACUCCAAUGACCGCUCAAAUAGAAACUUCAGAGUCACCAAAGGCAGAAGAUAGACCAGGUGUAACUACUUCUGAAGGGAUUGAACACAUUACGGAAGCUGGUGUGCCAAAAGUUACUUCUGCUUCAACACAAGCCCAGGCACCUGGUGCAUAUUCAACAGAAGUUUCUGGUGUGCCCAAAGAAGAAGGACCUGGAGCUACAACAUCUAAAGUUCAAGAAGAAAACACUGAAUUAAUUAGGCCAGAAGUAACACCAUCCUCUAUUGAGGCUCAAGAACCUGGUGUUAAGUUACCAGAAGGUGCACAAACUCCAAAAACCACACAAAUAGAAACUUCAGAGUCACCAAAGGCAGAAGAAAGACCAGGUGCAACUACUUCUGAAGGGAUUGAACACAUUACGGAAGCUGGUGCGCCCAAAGUUACUUCUGCUUCAACAGAAGCCCAAGCAACUGGUGCAUAUCCGACAGAAGUUUCUGGAGUACCAAACGUUGAAGGACCUGGAACCACAACUUCUAAAGUUGAAGAAGAAAGCACUGAAAAAAUUAGGCCAGCAGUAACAACAUCCUCUAAUGAGGCUCAAGAAACUGGUGUCAAGUUACCAGAAGGUGCACAAACUCCAAUGACCGCUCAAAUAGAGACUUCAGAGUCACCAAAGGCAGAAGAGAGACCGAGUGUCACUACUUCUGAUGGGAUUGAACACAUUACUGAAGCUGGUGUGCCAAAAGUUACUUCGGCUUCAACAGAAGCCCAGGCACCUGGUGCAUAUCCUACAGAAGUUUCUGGAGUAUCCAAAGAAGAAGGACCUGGAGCCACAACAUCUAAAGUUCAAGAAGAAUACACUGAAACAAUUAGGCCAGAAGAAACACCAUCCACUAAUGAGGCUCAACAGCAUGGUGUUACGUUACCAGAAGGUUCACAAACCCCUAUGACCGCUCAAAUAGAAACUUCAGAGUCACCAAAGGCAGAAGAGAGACCAAGUGCAACUACUUCUGAAGGGAUUGAACACAAAACUCAAGCUGGUGAACCAAAAGUUACUUCAACUUCAACGGAAGCCCAGGCACCUGGUGCAUAUCCUACAGAAGUUUCUGGAGUACCCAAAGAAGAAGGACCUGGAGCCACAACUUUUAAAGUUGAAGAAGAAAGCACUGAAAUAAUUAGGCCAGAAGUAACACCAUCCUCUAAUGAGGCUCAAGAACAUGGUAUUACGUUACCAGAAGGUGCACAUACUCCUGUGACCACUCAAAUAGAAACUUCGGAGUCACCAAAGGCAGAAGAGAGACCGGUUGCAACUACUUCUGAAGAGAUUGAACACCUUACUGAAGCUGGCUCGCCAAAAGUUACUCCUGCUUCAACAGAAGCCCAGGCACCUGGUGCAUAUCCUACAGAAGUUUCUGGAUUACCCAAAGUAGAAGGACCUGGAGCUACAACUUCUAUAGUUGAAGAAGUAAACACUGAAUUAAUUAGGCCAGAAGUAACACCAUCCUCUAUUGAGGCUCAAGAACCUGGUGUUACAUUACCAGAAGGUGCACAAACUCCUGUGACCGCUCAAAUAGAAACUUCAGAAUCACCAAAGGCAGAAGAGAGACCAGGUGUAACUACUUCUGAAGGGAUUGAACACAUUACGGAAGCUGGUGUACCAAAAGUUACUUCUGCUUCAACACAAGCCCAGGCACCUGGUGAAUAUUCGACAGAAGUUUCUGGAGUACCAAAAGAAGAAGGACCUGUAGCCUCAACUUCUAAAGUUGAAGAAGGAAUCACUGAAAAAAUUGGGCCAGAAGUAACACCAUUCUCUAAUGAGGCUCAAGAACCUGGUGUUACUUUACUAGAAGGUGCACAAACUCCUGUGACAGCUCAAAUAGAAACAUCAGAGUCACCAAAGGCAGAAGAAAGACCAGGUGCAACUACUUCUGAAGGGAUUGAACACAUUACGGAAGCUGGUGUGCCAAAAGUUACUUCUGCUUCAACACAAGCCCAGGCACCUGGUGAAUAUCAGACAGAAGUUUCUGGAGUACCAAAAGUUGAAGGACCUGGAGCCACAACUUCUAAAGUUGAAGAAGAAAACACUGAAAAAAUUAGGCCAGAAGUAACACCAUCCUCUAAUGAGGCUCAAGAACCUGGUGUUACGUUACCAGAAGGUGCACAAACUCCAAAAACCGCUCAAAUAGAAACUUCAGAGUCACCAAAGGAAGAAGAAAGACCAGGUGAAACUACUUCUGAAGGGAUUGAACACAUUACAGAAGCUGGUGUACCAAAAAUUACUUCUGCUUCAACAUCUGGUGAAUAUUCGACAGAAGUUUCUGGAGUACCAAAAGAAGAAGGACCUGGAGCCUCAACUUCUAAAGUUGAAGAAGAAAGCACUGAAAACAUUAGGCCAGAAUUGACACCAUCCUAUAAUGGGGCUCAAGAACCUGGUGUUACUUUACCAGAAGGUGCACAAACUCCUGUGACCGCUCAAAUAGAAACUUCAGAGUCACCAAAGUUUGAAGAGAGACCAGGUGCAACUACUUUUGAAGGGAUUGAACACAUUACGGAAGCUGGUGUACCAAAAAUUACUUCUGCUUCAACACCUGGUGAAUAUUCGACAAAUGUUUCUGGAGUACCAAAAGAAGAAGGAUCUGGAGCCUCAACUUCUAAAGUUGAAGAAGAAAUCACUGAAAAAAUUGGGCCAGAAGUAACACCAUCCUCUAAUGAGGCUCAAGAACCUGGUGUUACUUUACCAGAAGGUGCACAAACUCCAAUGACCGCUCAAAUAGAAACUUCAGAAUCACCAAAGGCAGAAGAAAGACCAGGUGCAACUACUUCUGAAGGGAUUGAACACAUUACGGAAGCUGGUGUACCAAAAGAAGAAGGACCUGGAGCCACAACUUCUAAAGUUGAAGAAGAAAUCACUGAAACAAUUAGGCCAGAAGUAACACCAGCAACAACAGGAACAAAGUCACCAAGUGUAUAUCCAUCUGAAGUUUCUGAAAUACCCAAAGAAGAAAUACCUGGUGCAACAACUUCUGAAGGUGCAGAACAUAUAACUGAAGUUGAUCUUCAGCCCGAAAUAAGUUCAGCCACUACCGAAGCUCAAGCCUCAGGGGUACUUCCAACUGAAAUUUCUGGAAUUUAUACAGAAGGACAAAAGACGAGUACAACAGGCCACAUUACUGAAGCUGUUGAACCAGAAGUAAUAUCAGCCUUAACUGAGGCAAAUGCACCAAGUAUUAUUUCAACAGUAAUUCCUGAGAUUUCUAAAGAAGAAUUAAAGCCCGGUGCAACAAUACUUGAAGGUGCAGAAAAAGUUACUGAAGCUUUUCAACCAGAAUUGACAACAGGUUCAACAGAGGCUAAAGCACCAGGUGUAAUUCCAACAGAAAUUCCUGAAAUUCCUAAAGAAGAAAUGCCAGUAUCAACCAAGAUUGAAGGUGCAGAACAAGUAACUGAAGCAAUUCAGCCAGAAUUAACAACCGGCUCAACUGAGUCACAGUCACCAGAUGUCAUAACAACUGAAGUUUACAAAGAAAAGCCAGGUCCAGCAACACAUGAAGUUUCGGAACAAGUCUCUGAAGCUGUAACUAUUACUGAAGGGAACGAACAUAUUACUGAAGGUGUCAAGCAGGAAGGAACAUCAAUCUCAACUGAAACACAGGCACCAGGUGAACUUCCAACCGAAAUUCCUGGAGUUCCCAAAGAAGAAGAAAGGCCUGGCACAACUUCGGAAAGGGCAGAAAAUAUAACUGAAACUCCUGGAGUUUCCACAGAACAAAGGCCUAUAAAACUAGAAGCUACAACUGCAAUUAAUGAGGUUGAGGCAGAAACACCAGUUGUUUUUUCAACGGAAGCAACUGGAGUUUCUAAAGGUGAAACUAGUGAAACUGUUCCUGUGGAGGCUGAACAUACCACUGAAGAAGCACAGGCAGAAACAUCACCAGCUUUAAUCAAGGAAGAAAUAACACCAGCAACUUCCGUAUCAUCACAAGAACCAGGUGAAAGUGAAACCGAAAUGCCAGUAUUUUCUACAGUUGAAGGUGUACCAGCUGCAACAAAUGCACCUGAAUAUGCUACUGAAAAAGAAAAACUUGAGCAAAAACCAAGUGAAGAGACACCUACAAAUAAUUUAGAGAUCACAUCAGUUGGGCCUGAAUCUGUAUCACAUGAGAACUUUUCCGUUGUAACAACACCUGAAAGUGCAGAAUACAUUACUGUAGGUGUUAAAACAGAGGAAAUAACAGUCUCAACAGAGGCAAAAGCACCAGGUGUAAUUCCAACAGAAAUUCCUGAAAUUCCUAAAGAAGAAGUGCCAGUUGCACCAACAACAGGUGCAACUUACACAGAAGAACCUGAGCAAGUUACUCAGGUUUCAGGUUUUGAAGUGUCAUCUACUGAAAUCAAAAUGGAAGGAGUCAAAGGAGAAAAUGAACAGACAACAGAAGCUGGAACUGUAACACAAGUACAUGAAUAUGUGACUGCUCCUAAGGUGAAGGAGACAACAACUGUUGGUGCUCAAAAUGAAACUGUAUAUUAUGAGACAGGUGCAACAAAAGAACCCAGUACUACCGCCGCAGGAUAUGUUACUGAGAAAGCAACUUCUACCAUGAGUGUAACGAAAGAACAAGAAUAUAUUUCGGAGGGUGGUAAAACAGAAGUUACUCCUGGAGAAUCUCAGACAGGAGCCCCUGCAAAAGAAACGUCCGGUGUUACAGAAAUUGGAGAAGUGACGGUUGGAGUGCAGGUUACUGAAAGACAAGAACAAGUAACAGAAGCAGCUAAAAUACCAACACCAGAACAUGUCACCAAAGGUGAAGUGAUUGAGACAUCCAUUACUGAAGGUAUUGAACAUAUAACAACAAUCAAAGAGCAUUCUACAGAGAGUCCGAAACCUGAAAUACAGUUAACAAGUGCAAGGCCAGAACUUCCACAAGUCCCAAAAAAUACCACAUAUGUUUCUACACCUCCUUCAGCAAUAAAUGUUAGUUCUGUGGAACCAGGGCAAGAAGAGCAAUUUCCUGAACAGAUGCCUGAACAAAUUCAUAUGCAACCACUUGAAAACAUUACAACCUCAACACCUGAAUUUCCUACUGCAGGGUACAACUUCACCACAUCUAGUCCUUACUUCCAACCUGUUGUCACACAGCAUACUACUGAAUACAUCCAAGCACCCUAUCCAGACCACGAAUCACUUGUACCACCAAACAAUGCAUACCUACCACCAUCACCAUCACAUGGUGAAGAAUACGAAGAAGACGACGAACCGACUGCUUUCGGACCAGGAACAUGUCGCUAUGCUGGAAAGGUGUACGUUUCCGCCCAGCAGAUACCAAGAGACGACCCGUGUGAUUUCUGCUUCUGCUUCCGUGGUGAUAUAAUCUGCCUGCAACAGAGCUGCCCACCACCAAUCCCUAACUGCCGUGAGGAGCCAAUUGAAGGCUUUUGCUGUCCUCGCUACGAAUGUCCAGUGUCGAUGGUAACCGUCAUGAACACAUCCACAACCACAACUACCACAACUACAACUCUACCACCCCAUUUCUUCUCUCAUGCCUACAAGGGCACAGCGAGAAGAACUGGGUGUCUGGUGCAAGGAAAAGGACAUAGAGUGGGAGAAGUAGUGGAGUCAGCUUCCGGCCCCUGUUUACUGUGCAGGUGCGGUGGAGACGGACGUAUGCAGUGCGAACCGCAGGUCUGCAACCCACAACCGAUGCUCAAACAAAUGAUCUUAGCUGCAGCAUCACGUCGCAGAUGAAGCCAGCUGGGAGAUUAACAUAAUGAUUUCUCUAAUGCCACAUGGUCAGUGGGGGCACUGAAGUCGAGCCCUGCUGCAACCAACUGAAGUAACAAGAAGCUGGUCAACUCAUCACAGCCAACUAGGAAGACUGAACUGAAGUGCUUUUUUUUUUGCAGCAGACUGUAAUCAUUGGUGCCAAAUCUACUGUGAAGGAACCAGAUGUACCCUUCCCCCCUCCUUUCUUUUUUAAAUUACAUGAUCACUAUGUACUGUGCCUUUAGUGUGGCCUAUUAUUAUAUACCAACACUUUCGUAAAAGGCACAAAAAUUGUCAGAAACAGCGCAAGAAACAGACGAUGCGAAAAUAAUUUACAGUGAAAAUGUUUUUUAUUACUCAGUGUACAUGUUACAGAGAAGGAAAGGCAAGGUGUUGAGUGUAUUAUAUAAUCAUGUACAAAAACCCUAUUUUCAAUUCUCAAUGAACAAUAUGUGAUUGUCAGACUGAAAACUCAUCUACGUAAUACUAGAAGGAACAGUGUAUAUUCUGUGCGCGUGAAAAAAAAAAACUUUGUAGAUUUACAGAUGAUUUUCUAGGUGUAUUGCACCAUCAGUUGUAUUGGUUUAUGCGCCAUAUUAUGUUGUAAGAGACAGUUAUCCAAUGGAUACGAAAAAAAUUUUAAGUAGUUAGAUUCUCUACAGUUUUUCUUCAUGAUUCUGAGGGGUCAUCUGAUCCCUAUUUGCUGAAUGUUUCAGUACUUAAUUGUUUAUAAUUCUUUGAAUGUAAAAAUCUGUAAAUUAAAAUGUUUUAAGAUUAAUUAACUUAAUGGCCGUUUCAAGUGUCAUGAAGAAAUGGCCCAAGUGGUUUGACAGGUAGAAAAAAAGUGUUUCCAUUCAAGCAAUUCUUCAUAGAUACAAGCAGAUUGUAUAUCUCUAACUGACUAAAACUAGAUUUCAUUUUCUACCUCUUGAACAUUUGGACCGAAAAAAUUUUGUACAUUUUUUUCACAUUAUCUACAACUUUAUAGAUAUUGCUUAGUAUUUUUGUAGUAUUUAUAAUAUUAUACAUAUGUAAUUAUGUGAUUCUUUGCACAAAUGGGAAAAAAUUGAAGAAUGUGAGCGUUUAGCACAUGAAUUUUGUAAAAAAAACAUUUUCUAUUUGUGAUGAGAAUUUCUUUUUUACAAAUAAAAGACAUUUUUAUGUGAUGUGC
This is a messenger RNA of Bacillus rossius redtenbacheri, 14155 nucleotides long. RefSeq names its product mucin-2-like. The transcript has 12 exons. The coding region runs from base 31 to 12966 and encodes 4311 amino acids. NCBI's taxonomy places the organism in Eukaryota, Metazoa, Arthropoda, Insecta, Phasmatodea, Bacillidae. The record is from RefSeq and is a predicted model, not a curated record. Gene Ontology annotation, molecular function: protein binding.